AAUGGUCAGACGGAUUUUCUCACGGCAAGUUUUGGAUGUGGAACUAAAGUUUCACUUUUAAACGAGAUCACAGAUGAACAACAUGAACAGAAUAUGGACCCUCGUUCUGUCUUUUGCUGCUUCUGGCUUGACACAAGAUUCACCCAAUUCAACAUUGUUUCUGAUCUCGGGUCCAGAGGUGCUCAAUGCUGGUUCACCCACUUCUAUCGCGAUAACUGUUUUUGCUGACUUCCAUGGCAAUUUAACAGCGGAGGUGGCACAUGGCAACACUAAAGUCACACAAAAAGGACAAUUUCAAGGAGGUACUACAAGUAUUCUCAGUCUUCCACCUUUUCCUGGCUCUUUAUCACAAAACUCACUUCUAAGCUUAACUGUGAGAGGCUACAGUGAGAAUCGCCUCCUUUUCACAAACACCACAUCCCUCACCUACAACCUCUGGACGGUUUCAUUAUUCAUACAAACGGACAGAUCGAGCUACAAACCUGGUGACACCGUCAACGUCAGAGUUGUCACUUUCCAACUGGAUAACAAACAAUACAAAGGGAGAGUGGACAUUUCACUGCUGGAUCCCAGUGGGAAACUUGUUGAAGGCUGGAACUCCACACAAAAUCUAGGGAUUGUCUUGAAAGAAUUCAUUUUAUCCCUGAUGUCCCCCCCUGGACAAUGGAUGAUCACAGCAACAGUGAACGGAGUAACUGAUAAGAAAUCCUUCAUUGUGAAACAUCCUGAUGAAGGAGCUUCUCCUGUUGAUGUGAUGGUCAAAACAUCUUCUCGAGUCCUUCUGGGAGAUGACAUCUCAGGAUCGGUGAGAGUGCUUUAUCCCCAUGGACAACCUGCACAUGGAACUUUAGAUGUGACCUUAAAGCCUUUGAUAAACAACAGAACCUCUCCAUCUCUGCAAACCGAAACCAAACAAAUCUAUGGGUCAGCCCAGUUUUUCUUCAGCAGAGACCAACUUCAGGCUCUGUACUCCUCCUUAUCACCUAACAACAGUCAUGUUCUACACAUUGCUGUCCAGUUUAAAAGUGACUCCACAGGAUUUAAUGUGAAUAAAAUCCUUGAAGUUCAUGUGUUGAGAAACAAAUUCCAGCUCAUGUUCCUUAACUUCCCAUCGACUCUGAAGCCAUCCUUAAACUUCUCAACAAAUCUGAGGAUUGUUAGAUAUGACAGAAAGUCUCUCAGCCCACUGGAUUUGAAGCACUCUGUUGUGGUUCAAGUCACUCAGAGAUCUUUGAUGAGCUCAACGACUAUGAGUCUAACCCUUCCUGUGCCUGAGAAUGGCAACGUCCUCAUAAGGUUUAAAUUACAAGAUCAAGUAGAGAUGCUAUUCAUACAGGCGAGAUUCCAGAUCACUGAAGAGACCCUGAAGGUGUUCACUAACUACUCCUCCCCUACUGGCUCAUAUAUUCAGAUCGCUCCAAUCAACACAUCGCCUGCACAGAUUGGACUUCCACUUCAACUUAAUGUGGAGAGCACCAUCAAACCAGAGAGGCUUCAUUUUGUGAUAAGCUCUAAAGGUCAGGUGGUGGCCGCUGGGACAAAGAACUUCUCAUCUUCAGUCACUCUCACACCAGAGCUGUCCUGGUACCCUGAGGCCUGCGUCAAUGUCUACUACAUCCAUUCUGAUGGGGAACUUACCAGUGACACUGCCUACAUUUCUAUCCAUCAGUACAACCAUGUAACUCUAAACUGGAGCAGUGAGAGGGCCCAGCCCGGUGAGCAGGUGUCGCUCACUGUGGCUGGCAGUGAAUCCAGGUUUCAAGUUGGAAUCACGAUCGCAGCGAUGCAAAAUGAUGCCCUGCAGUCUGACCUGGACUACAGAGUUGAACAGAAAUAUAAUCUUAAGAUGAUGACCAACGCAAGAUUUUAUGUGAAAAACCAAGACGAUGGACCUGGAAAUGAGGAAGAUAAAUCUAAUAGGUCAAUUUUGGAGCAAUACUGGAACAACUGGAUGGGGACUGCUGAAUUUCUGCUAUUGUUGGAUAUAAGCGUUAGUGAUAAGAACUGGACCAGUGGGAAAAUAACAGUACCUAAUGGUGUUACCUGCUUAGGAGCUGUAGCAGUGUCAGUGUCUGAGAAAAUGGGUUUAGGUCUCACUCCUCUACCACAAAAGCUGACCAUAUCCAAAGACUUCUCCUUGUCUCUUGUUGUCCCUUCAUACCUCAUCAAAGGGGAAGAGGUUGUCCUGGAAGUCAAUGUCAUCAAUCAUUUAGAGCAAGAAACUGAGGUGAUUGUGUUGGUAGCCCAGAGUGAUGCCUUUGAGUUUGUCUUAAUGGACCGAAGGGAUGCAUCUAUUAUAAAUGCUCAUAAAAUUACCUUAGGGAGUCAUGAGUCUGCUUCAGCCUUAUUCCCUAUCAGGCCUUUGGCUCUUGGUGAGAUGGAAAUAUCUGUGGAUGCUGUGUCUGCAGAAACAUCAGAUGGACUUAUUGAAAAAAUCUGGGUGAAGCCUGAAGGAGUUGAACAGAUCUUCUCUCACACCUUGUUCUUGGAAGUGUUACCAAAGAAACAAGAGUCUUCCAGAUCUGUGACCUUUUCUUUUCCUCCAAAUCUGGUACCAGGAAGCCAGAGGGCCCAUGUAGCACUUGUUGGUGACAUCUUGGCUUUGUCAAUUGAAAAUUUGGAUUCACUGGUUCAGCUGCCUACUGGGUGUGGAGAGCAGAACAUGGUUCACUUUGCUCCGAGUGUCUUUGUGCUCCAGUACCUGGAAAAAUCAAACCAGGAUGACGAAGGGAUCAGAAACAAAGCGCUUCGCUACAUGAUGGAAGGUUAUGAGAAACAACUUUCUUACCAAAGAGAUGAUGGCUCCUUCAGCGCUUUUGGACAAAAUGACACCUCUGGUAGCACCUGGCUGACAGCACUUGUGCUGCGAUACUUCCUCCAGGCUCAGCCAUACAUGCAGAUAGACCAGACAGUCUUAACCAAAGCCACAGGCUGGCUCUUGAAACACCAAGAUUCCCAAGGGGAGUUUACUGAGGUCGGCGAGCUUAUCCACACAGAAAUGCGGGGAGGUCAGGAUGAUAGCCCCAUUGCUCUCACUGCUUAUGUACUUCUGGCAUUUCUGGAAGAUGAUACUUACUCCGAGAUGUAUGCGGACAAUGUGUCUUUGAGCCUGAGAUACCUAGAGAGCAAAGUGUCCAGUGGUAUUGUCAGCAACUACACCAUGUGUCUGGUGGCUUAUGCUUUAGCUCUGGGCAAAAGUAACGUACUGGGGAGAGUGAUCACAGAUCUCACUCGAAGAGCUGAUUACAGAGAUGGUGUCAUGAUGUGGACAGUCUCUGGAGGCCCGAGAUCUAACAACCAGCAGCAACAUUCAACACAGAUUGAAAUGGCCUCCUAUGUGCUGCUGGUUCAAUUUCUACGUGGCAGUUUCCUCGAAAGUAUUCCACUCUUUAAGUGGUUGAGUAUGCAGAGAAGCUAUCUAGGUGGCUUUGGAACAACUCAGGACACUGUAGUUGCUCUCCAGGUUCUGUCUUAUUACGCUGCAUUUAGUGGUGCAAAUGCCAUCAAUGUUAGGGUUAAUAUGUCUUCCCCCGUGUCUUCAACUGCAUUGCUGUUUCACAUCAAUUCAACCAACUAUCGAGUUUAUCAAAGCAAAGAGAUUAAUGCUGAUGAAGAUUUACCUUUAAAUAUUUCCGUUGAAGGAAUAGGAUUUGCCGUGUUUCAGGUGAACAUCUUUUACAACACAAAGAACAAACAGGACAUUGAGCCCACCACAGACAAGGAUGCAUUCAUAUUAAACGUUAAUCUUACUUACAAUGACUCCAGUCACAUAAUGUUGGCUAUAUGCACAAGAUUAAAGGAUAAUCAAGAAAUAGCUCAGACAGGAAUGGCUAUACUGGAAGUGGGGAUGCUCAGUGGUUUCAGUCUUUUCUCUGGAGUUGCAGUUCAGGCGGAUUUUAUUAGGAGAGUGGACAUAGGGCCUGAAAGAGUCAGCUUGUACCUGAAUUCGGUCACCAAGGCAGAAGUUUGUGUCACACUUCCUCUCGUAAGAACUUUUAAAGUAGCCAAUGUAAAGGAUGCUGUGUUGCAGGUUUAUGACUACUAUGAACCGACAAGGAAAACAACAAGAACGUACAACACGGAUAGUCUUCACACCACAAACAUCUGCUCUUUUUGUGGAAAAAACUGUGACAACUGUAGACCUGGAAUCACCAUUGCUGUGACUUCCCAUCUGGUUUCUCACUCAAGAAGCACUACGUCCUGCAGCUUGGCUCUCCUGUGUGCUAGACUCAUUGUUUUCCUUGUUUCAGUCUAAAAAGAUGAAUAAUGACAUGCAUAUCUGCAUGUCCAUCUCAUGAAAAUACUUGACAAUUGAUUGCAAGAUUUUGGGAACUGUUUGCUUGCAGCGGUUUUUCCGAGUGCACUUGCGCCCUCCGGUGUUCACAAUCUCUGUUGCAUUGUUUUGAAAGAAGAAUAUCUGACUAAAUUCAUAUAAAACUGACUCCUCUUUCACCUUAUUACAUUAUCAAGCAUAAAUAUUUCUAUUUUAUUUUCCAUUCAUUGUUUUAGUCUGUUUUUCUAUAUGAGUUUCCAUGUACUGACUGUCAUAGAGUGUAUAAUAAAGAACA
Molecule: messenger RNA, 4568 nt
Organism: Poeciliopsis prolifica (blackstripe livebearer)
Lineage: Eukaryota; Metazoa; Chordata; Actinopteri; Cyprinodontiformes; Poeciliidae
Gene: cd109
Product: CD109 molecule
Exons: 32
Coding region: 74-4255 (1393 amino acids)
Cellular component (GO): extracellular region
Molecular function (GO): endopeptidase inhibitor activity
Source: RefSeq, a predicted model, not a curated record